AUGUCGAAUAGAAAACCAAAAACAAGGUGUUUUAGUAUGGAUAAUAAAUAUAAUGAUAUUUCUACGCCUACAACGGCAGACAUGAUAAAAAACGGCUCCCUGCUUGCACUGUCUGCAGGAAAUGCUUUUAGCAAUUAUGCACCAGUAGUUGGAGCAAUCUGUGGUUUAUGUGAAAUGAUUAUUAAACUUUACGAUACUAUUAAAGAAAACAAGGUAAUUUCCAGAGCAUUAAUUAAUAGAGUUGAAUUGGCACAUGUAGCCAUUAAACAAAUGGAAAGAGAAAAAGAAGCAAAUGAAGAAAAUUUCCGUAAAGAAAGUUAUUUUAAAGCAUUUAAUAGGCUUGAAGCUGUUUUGAAAAAUAUUAAACAUUUUAUUAAACAUAUUUCAAGUUAUGGAGGAUUUAAAAAAUUUUUUAAUGCUGACCACAUUAAAAAGUGCUAUGAUGAUCAACCGAAUAUUCAUAUCGAAUAUUCAAAAAGACAUAUUGAUUAUAAAGAUAAUAUUUCACCUAAUAUAAAUGAUGGAAAGCCGAAAAAAAGAUGUAUUGAUGAUAAAGAUGAUAAUAUUACAACAAUGGACACAAUAAAAAAUGUUUCCUUGCUUGUACUGUCCACAGGAGAUGCCUUUACAAAUUAUGUACCAAUACUUAAAACAAUAUGUGAUUUAUGUGAAACAAUUAUUAGGCUUUAUGAUACUAUUAAAGAAAAUAAGACAAUUUCUAUAGCAUUAAUUCAUAGAGUUGAAUUGGCACAUGUAGCCAUUAAACAAAUGGAAAGAGAAAAAGAAGCAAAUGAAGAAAAUUUCCGUAAAGAAAGUUAUUUUAAAGCAUUUAAUAGGCUUGAAGCUGUUUUGAAAAAUAUUAAACAUUUUAUUAAACAUAUUUCAAGUUAUGGAGGAUUUAAAAAAUUUUUUAAUGCUGACCACAUUAAAAAGUGCUAUGAUGAUCAUGUUAAAAAUUUGGAAGGAGCUUGUGCAGAUUUACAAUUCAAUGUGAUUCUUUCCAAUGAUGUAAAAUUAAGUCACAGAAAGGAUACAGAUGUAAGAGGUGCAAAUAAAAGGGUUGUUAAAAAAAUACUUAGAAAAACAGUUGAGGUGGCAUGUAAAACUAUUCUACAUUAUCCAAAGGAUGAUGGUACCUCUGAAUCAAAAAAAUUUCAAGCAAAACUUGCAAUACUAAAUGCUAUUCAAUGUAAAUAUAUCAUUAAAUUUUAUGGUAUCUCCAAUGUAAAUUCUCAUAAUGCUUUGAUAUUUGGCUGGGCUGAAAAGGGCAAUUUAAAAGAUUUGUACAAUACUCAUUACAUUGACUGGGUUACAAAAUUAAAAAUUUCAUAUGAUGUCAUUAGAGGACUUUUAUUUAUGCAUAAUGGUGAAAUUUUACAUCACGAUGUUAAAUGUGAAAAUAUAUUAAUUGAUGAGGAUGGAAAUGCAAAAGUUUCAAAUUUUGAACUUAGUCGUAAUCUAUCUGGUGAAACUUCAAGAAUUUCAAAUUUAAAUGACUAUAUUCCUUGGUUGGCUCCUGAAAAGAUAGAAUCAGGAACUCAACUUUAUAAUCUUGAUUCCUGGGAACAUUCACCCCAUAAUCGUCCAUCUUUUGAUGAAAUAAAAAAUGAAUUGGCAGAAUCAUGGAAAUGUUUUGAAAAUACUAAAUAUGUAGCUAAAUUUAUUGCUAAAGAUGAAGUUUCAAAUGACAAAAUUCAACAUCAUAACAUUGAUAAGGACUCAGAUUUUAAACCAUAG
Molecule: messenger RNA, 1737 nt
Organism: Entrophospora sp. SA101
Lineage: Eukaryota; Fungi; Glomeromycota; Glomeromycetes; Entrophosporales; Entrophosporaceae
Source: the annotation of a GenBank genome assembly